Auanema sp. JU1783 is the source of this 1650-nucleotide messenger RNA. Lineage: Eukaryota; Metazoa; Nematoda; Chromadorea; Rhabditida; Rhabditidae. The record is from the annotation of a GenBank genome assembly.
AAUGUUUAUAUGCUCAUAUACUUAUAUACAAUCAUUCUAUUGACUGAUUGCACUCUGGUAGAGAGAACAACACGUUAUGGUAUUCUACAUGGAACACGAAUUGUUGCUGAUCAUACAGAAGCUGAAGUCUUUUCCUCAAUUCCAUUUGCAGAACCACCGAUUGGCAACUUGCGAUUUGAAAGCCCAAAAGCGCUAGCAGCAGAUGAUAAACGAGUAAUCAAUACAACGGAAGUUUAUUCAUGUAUUCAAUCAUUUCUGCUUGAUGGAUUCAGUUCUUCUAUCCAUCAGUCUGAAGAUUGUCUUUAUAUGAAAGUGAUAACUCCUGUUAGACGGCAGAAUGAUUCCAAAUAUCCCGCUGUCAUUUGGAUACAUGGCGGAUCGUAUAGUGUUGGACUCAAUGAUAUGUAUCAAAAUGAGAACGUUAUUCGACACUUUACCUCAAAAGGGAUAGUCUUCAUUGCUCCCAAUUAUCGAUUGAACAUAUUAGGUUUCAUGAGCAUGGGUGAGAGUGAUUUUGCAGGAAAUUAUGGUUUAGAAGAUAUUUUAUGUGCAGCUGAAAUGAUUAAAUCGCUUGCGGAUGAUUUUAAUUUGGAUAUGGAACGAUUAACGAUUGCUGGUGAAAGUGCUGGAGCAGCAUUAGCUUCACUGUUAUCAAUUAGUCCUCGAGCUCAAAAUAUGUUCAGCUCGACAAUUUUAAUUUCUGGCUCAUCACAGAAUAUUUGGGCAAUUAGGGAAUCAUCGACCAUUGCAACGACAGCGCUCUGUGCACUUCAUUGCAGAUGUGCAAAAUCUUCAGCUCUACAGAUGAAAGAGUGUUUGAAAACGAAAGACUUGGAUUGUUUAUCAAGUUAUCAGAAAUAUCUUCUGAUUCCUAAUCAAGAUACAUGGCUAGAGCCAUUGCGAAUGGGAAGCGCUUUGUUCACACCUGUUGUUGAUAACUACCGUCAGAACUUAAGUCUUCUGCCAGAGCCUCCGGAGGUUUUGAUAUCCAAAUAUGGAAGAGGGCCUAUUCUGAUCUCUGUCACAACUGAUGAAGGGAAGAACAUAAGAAUUCUGAACAACUUGAUUGAAUAUACAUGUGGGAAUGUGCAAACCUGUACGAGUGAUCGUUUGAAACUCCUGAUCAACAGCUUGAUAUCAUCAAAUCCACAAGCUAUCCAAGAGCUCUCUCCAUUUAUUUUCGAAAAGUACUUCCAAUCCUUCAUUACAUUAUCGGAUAAUUCAACAAUACUUGAAAUUUCAAAUAUGUUAACAAGAGAUAUGACAUCAUCUGUAUAUCAUGAAGCAUUAUUAUAUUCCCUCAACAACAUUUCUGUUUAUACAUUAGAGAAUGAAGUUCACUCAUCAGAGCCAACAGCGCAUGGACACGAUACUUCCAGUCUAUUUGGCUCAGACUUGUUCCAUUCCGGUUGUGAUAAUUGUCGUGAACGGACACAAUUUGCUUCGAAAUUUGCAGAAAUUUUGACAACAUUUAUCAAGAUGAAGCAAAUUAGUGACUUUCAACCGUUUAACUCUCUUAACAGAAUCGCUCAUAAACUCAAUGAGAAUGGCAUAACAGUCAUUGAUUGGCAUACGGAAGAUUAUUAUUUUUGGUGGCAGACGAUUCGUUUGAUUCAGAAAAAUGUUUAUCGGAAACUCGUGAUGACGUGA